AUGAAGUUCAAACUGCUCACGCUAAACGUGUGGUAAGUAAAUUAAUAAAGUUGAUUGUUACUGUUUAGGUUGUUGCCAUACCCAUAUCCGUUGGGCAGUAAAGAUAGGAAAUACCGGCUAGAGAAGCUCUGCGAAGAGCUGAAGGAUUCAGACUAUGACGUGAUCUGCCUUCAAGAGGUAAUUUUUAUUAACCUUUAGAGCUUUCUGAGUUUUAGCUUUGGAAUGAGAAAGACUUUCUCUAUCUUCACUCUGAGUUGUUGCGCCGGUAUCGACAUGGUCAUUACUUCCACAGGUAUGUUUUAUUUUUAUAUUUUUUAUCUUGCUUUUAGGUCCGGCUUUGAUCUACUUUAUUAUUUCUGUCUAGUCUCAUAUAAUCCUUUUGUUUUUCAGUGGAUUCACUGGAAGUGGAGUUGGAGUUCUGAGUGCUCACAAGAUCAAAGGAACGCUUAUUCAUCGUUAUACCUUAAACGGUUUUGCCCAUCAUGUUCAUCGGGGAGAUUGGUUUGGAGGAAAGAUCGUUGGUAUGGUAGAAUUGGACUGGCAUGGGAAGGAUAUUGCUGUCUACACAACUCAUGUAAGAGGAAAAGCACAAUGAAGACAUUUGAAAUCGCAUUUAAGCGUUUUUAAUAUUGUAUUAUACAUGACCAAAUUUCAGUUACACGCCGAAUAUAACCGAGAAAACGAUUUGUAUCUUCCUCAUCGAAUUGCCCAGUGUUUUGAGCUUGCCCAAUUUGUUCGAUACACGAGUAGAGCCGCAGAUAUGAUCCUCUUAGCCGGUGAUUUCAAUAUUGAACCAGAUGAUUUGGGAUAUUUGAUUAUUCGAUAUGUCGGGAACUUGUAUGACGCUUGGGUGAACCGCUCCAAUAUGGAUGACAGAGACGGGAUGACUUGCGAACGUCCGGAUAACAUUUACACCCCGGAUUAUAUGAGAAAACUGUGUCCGGAAGGGAAAAGAUUAGAUUAUAUUAUGUAUCAAAGUGGAAAGUGUAAGAUUCUUAGCUGUUAUCAAUAUAAUUAUUACUUUUAGCUUGUGUAAGGGUUGAAGAUUGUAGAACAUGCUUUAAUCAGAUUGUGGAACCAAAGCCGGGCAAUUUUUCGGAUCAUGUUGGAGUAACGGCAACUUUUAGUUUGAGUGGUGGUAAGUAGUUUAUAUUAUUGUCCAUUGGUCUUUAGAAGAUUCCACAUCAGUCGAAGGAGAAUGUCUUCCGAAAGUUCCAUUAUCAAACGCGUUUUUGGAGAGAUCGUUGGCGAUUGUUGAAGAAGGCGAAGUCAGGGUUCUCUGGGACAGAAGACUCUUUAUGGCCAUGUGCAUCAUCGCGCUGUCUCUAAUUAUUUUGACCAUCAACCUUGAAAACGUCUUCCCCUCACUGAUUGUGGCGGUAAGAAAAUUCAACGUCCUUUUUCCAUCUUUUAUGUUUUUAUAAUAUUUUUCUGACGGGAAUUUUUGCAGGUUGAGAUAUCCCGAUUCAUCCUGACCCUCUUCAUAGGUUUCUGUUUAUGGCAUGGGAUUGUUGGCCUGACAAUGGAACGAAAAGCACUGCGUGAGACUAAGCAUACCAUCAGAAACAUGCUCAACAUCGAUUCCGACUUGUCAUGA
Molecule: messenger RNA, 1597 nt
Organism: Bursaphelenchus xylophilus (pine wood nematode)
Lineage: Eukaryota; Metazoa; Nematoda; Chromadorea; Rhabditida; Aphelenchoididae
Source: the annotation of a GenBank genome assembly